Molecule: messenger RNA, 4869 nt
Organism: Columba livia (rock pigeon)
Lineage: Eukaryota; Metazoa; Chordata; Aves; Columbiformes; Columbidae
Product: nuclear receptor ROR-beta
Exons: 10
Coding region: 221-1618 (465 amino acids)
Biological process (GO): regulation of transcription by RNA polymerase II
Cellular component (GO): nucleus
Molecular function (GO): zinc ion binding; nuclear receptor activity; RNA polymerase II cis-regulatory region sequence-specific DNA binding
Source: RefSeq, a predicted model, not a curated record
UGAAACCGAUUUGGGGAGGCGGGGCGGGCUCGUCAUGUGAACGGCCGCAUGCUCGGGCAGAAGUGGGUCAGCGGUGCCGCGGAGGGGCCGGUGACAGAGCCGCCCCGUCCCUCCCGGUGCCUCCCAGUCCCUCCCGGUGACUCCCGGUGCUGCCGCUCCCCGCUCCGCCGCACGGACCCCCAUGCGCCCCGCGGCGCGCUCCUGACCGCCGCCGGCCACCAUGCGAGCCCAAAUCGAAGUGAUCCCGUGCAAGAUCUGCGGAGACAAGUCCUCGGGGAUCCACUACGGCGUCAUCACCUGCGAAGGCUGCAAGGGAUUCUUCCGGAGGAGCCAGCAGAACAACGCCAGCUACUCCUGCUCCCGGCAGAGGAACUGCCUGAUCGACCGCACCAACCGCAACCGCUGCCAGCACUGCCGCCUGCAGAAAUGCCUGGCGCUGGGCAUGUCCCGCGACGCCGUGAAGUUCGGCCGUAUGUCGAAGAAGCAGCGGGACAGCCUGUACGCCGAGGUGCAGAAGCACCAGCAGAGCCAGGAGCAGAGCGGCGGCCCCAAGGAUGAGCCCGAACCCCUGAGCCGCGUCUACACCACCAGCGUCAGCAGCGGGCUCUCGGACCUGGACGACAUCUCCACGCUGUCCGACGGGCUCCUCUUCGACUUCCCCCUCACCCCCGACGGCAGCAGCACCUACUACAACCUGGACCUGCUCACCUCGGCGCAGCCCUCGCCCGACCAGUCCAGCCUGGACGUGGCCGACGCGACGCUCAUCAAGCAGGAGUCCAUCUACGAGCUGAUGCUGGAGCCGGCGCUGCUCGUGCACGGAGCGCUGGAGAGCGGCCAGCUGCCCGCCGACAUCUCCGUCCUCGAGAUCGACCGGGUGGCCCAGAACGUGGUGAAGUCGCACCUGGAGACGUGCCAGUACACGACGGAGGAGCUCAAGCGCCUGGCCUGGAGCCUCUACUCCCCCGAGGAGGUCCGUGCUCUGCAGAGCAAGAGCUGCGAGGCCAUGUGGCAGCAGUGCUCGCUGCAGAUCUCCAACGCCAUCCAGUACGUGGUGGAGUUCGCCAAGCGCAUCGACGGCUUCAUGGAGCUCUGCCAGAACGACCAGAUCAUCCUCCUGAAAGCCGGCUGCCUCGAGGUGCUCCUGCUCCGCAUGGUCCGCGCCUUCAACCCCCUGAACAGCACCGUCCUCUUCGACGGCAAGUUCGGCAGCGUGCAGAUGUUCAAGUCGCUUGGCUGUGACGACCUCAUCGGCGCCAUCUUCGAGCUGGGGAGGACCCUGUGCCGCCUGCAGCUGUCGGACGAGGAGCUGGCACUGUUCACUGCCGCCGUCCUGCUGUCCCCGGAUCGGCCCUGGCUGACCGAGACCAAGAAGGUGCAGAAGCUGCAGGACAAGAUCUACGUGGCGCUGCAGCACGAGAUCCAGAAGAAGCACUCGGCCGAGGACAAGCUGUCCAAGAUGGUUUCCAAGCUGCCCUUGAUGAAAACCAUUUGCAACCUGCACUUGGACAAGCUGGAGUUUUUCCGUCUCCUGCACCCAGAGACGGCCGUGAACUUCCCGCCCCUCUACAAAGAGGUUUUCAACUCGGAGCUGCAGUACAGCGACCCGCGGGAGAGCUAAGGCCGCGACCCGCCGGCCCGCUGCGGCUUCCCCAACAUCUGGAGACGAACUGAACUUCAGAGGUUUGGGGCAAUUUAUUUAAAUCAAAUAAUCAAACUCAAGAGAACCUGGGGGCUGCGGGUCUCCCCGGCCCCGUUUCCUCGCUGUGGAUUGCAAUAGCUCUUGAAUGUAAAGCACCUUGAAGGAAAAAGCGAACGGACUUUGCCAUACCGUGAAAUGAAUGUGAAACCUCCGCGGGAGAGGAGACGCUCCGGCGGUGGAAAGGGACCGAGUCCCCCUGCGGUGCCGGGUAGCGCACCGUGCACCCGCCGGCACCGCGGCCCUUCCCACCGUCCUGGCUGCACUCUCCGUCUCUUAUUUUUAAUUAUUAUUAUUUUUUAAUUAUUAUUUUUAUUUUAUUUUUUACCCAAACACAAGGCAUGGGAUGAAGAAGGGGCAAUGCACACUCGGCCGGAUGGGGGUGAGCAGGCUGGUGGGGACGGCUCAGGGCUGGAGCCGAGGGGAGGGCGAAGGCAGCGCCUGUGCUGUAUCCCUGCUGCCGUGGGUGCAGCGAGCCCGCGGGGUCACCUCGUGAGCCCGCCUGAGAGUGGGGAGGGACCGAGCGCAGGAUGGUUCCAGGGAGAGGACGCCCGGCACAGCGGGGUCUCCGUGUGCUCCGUCGCGGCAGCGUCUCCGUGCGCUCCGUCGCGGCGUUUCCCCAGUGCCAGCUCCACGUCCCACGGGGCUUUUCGGAGCUGAUUCAGCAGGUCCAACCGCCUUGUGCCACUUUCCCGCAUCCCAAGAGGGGCUUUGCCCUUGUGACCGUGGCCAAAUCCUGGCUGCUCCAGCCCAGGGCGCGGGGCUCGGUGCCCGUCCCCGCAUGUCCCCGCGGGCCGCGUCUCUUUGCUGUCGCCUGUAGUUUUUUUACCAGCACCGGUGACACGGUCCCGUGUCUCAGCACCGGGGAUCUCUCGUUCCUCUGCCCAGCCCAGCGCCGGGUCCCUCUUCCCGCGCCACAACUGCCACCGCAGCUGCUGUCACAGCUUGAGCUGGACCCAGGAUUUUACCCCCAGGGAACUGUUACUUUGGGGUCUGUUCUCAAGUUGGCAGGACCUGGUGUCGUCUUAAGAGAGAAACUGCCAUUUGGGGACAAAGGGAAGAGGAAAGUCCUUAUUCCUCGCCCGGGAAGCCAUGGUGUGGCCGGGACCCGCUGUCCGAGCUCGGCAGGCUCCGAAGGCAAAGGGGUGGAUUUGUGUGGUGAUGGCACGACAACCCGCAGCCGGCGGCGCCGCUCGAGGGGCCCUCCAGCCACGCUCCGCGGGGCUUCUCCAUCUCCAUUCCUGCUCCUCCUGCAGCAAAUGCCAAAAGCUACAAGGGAAACACCCGCUGCGAGGCAGCUCCCGUUUCUGCUGGCAAAGGGCUACAGUCCCCAGACCCUUCAUGCCUCGUGUUGAUUCCCCGCGUGUCCAACCCCGUCCUGUGGCUCGGAUCAUCCCCGUGCAUGAACCGAGGGCUUUCAACACCGUGAUUGCGGCCCUUAAACUAAAGGAGCAGCUUGCUUGGCGCCAGUGGGGGAUACUCACGCUUUGGGUGCCGGGGAAGGGCACGGAGCAGCGCACCGGGGAGGCCUCGCCGGGCGCCCGAUGGGGAACCGGAGCCCGUGCGGUUCCUCAUCCGCAGGGACGGCUCUGGCGCCGCCGACACCGAGUGCCAGCACGUCGUUCUCCGGUGCCGUGCGUCCUUCCCGCCCUCUCGGAUCCCAGAGCUGAGACCGAAGUGAGAAGUCAGCACUGCCUUGUUUAUUCUUUUUUUUUCUAGAGGGUUGUGCCUUUUUUGUUGUAGUUGUAAGAAUAAUUUCCAAGGGCACCGUUGACUUCGCGGGGCUCCGCGGGACAGCCGCACUCCCGCCUCAGGGAACAGCCGCGGGGGUUUUCAAACGCACGGGGAGAAAAACAAAAGCACAGACCCUCCUUUACACCUUCGGUGUUCAACAGUCAGCGUCACCGUUUUCAUCUCAUCCGGCAAAGAAACCAAGAAAGCACCUUAAAUGGGGAAAAGCCUGAGCCCCCGCCACCGGCUGCGUUUUUCUGGCGUACAAGAGCACGGCGUCCAUCCGGCUCCGGGAGGCGAUCGCGGUUCCGAGCGCUGAAAACCCCGGGAGCCUUGGGCAGACUGGAAGUGUCAAACACGAGCGACCCAGCCUGCCGGCCCGCGGGAACCCGCACUUGGACGUUCUCUUUAAGGAACCACCUCGUCAGUUUGAUGAUUUCUUGGGAGGGGAUAAAUGUUCAAACGUCGGUGAAAGGGGCGUCAAGGGACGAACCUGCGGCACCGCCGCUUUCCGGUGGUCCCUGUGUGCCGCCUGCCCGGGCAUCGAGCUCGUGGGGAAAGGGCGGAUGGACAACCUGGGUAGAAAUGCCCCAGAAAGGGAGAUUUCCACUUGAACACGGCAGCGGAGGCGGCGCGGGGGCCCCGGAGCCGCUCGUGCUGGUGCUCGGGUCGCGGUUUGUGCUGCGGUUCGUGUUGGCGCUCGGGCUGCGGUUCGGGCCGCGGUUCGUGUUGGCGCUCGGGCUGCGGUUCGGGCCGCGGUUCGUGUUGGUGCUCGGUCCGUGGUUCGUGCCGCGGUUCGUGCUGGUGCUCGGGUCGCGGUUCGUGUUGGUGCUCGGUCCGUGGUUUGUGUUGCGGUUUGUGUUGGUGCUCGGGUCACGGUGUCUCCAGGCGUUUCCACCCCAGCAGGUGUCUUGCAGCGCUGUUUUCGGGGCCGGGGAUCCCUCCUGCGCGGUGAACGUGAAUCGUGCGUGUUCGCCUGCUCUGGCAGUCUGGCUGAGUGUGCAUUUCCACCUCCAGAACCCCCACACUGUGUAUAAAAAUGGAUAAAAUAUAUAUAUAAUAUAUAUUCUUGUGAAUGUUGGUGCAAAAGAGAAAAAAAUAUAUAAAGUUUCAGUUGGUUUUAUGUUCUUUUUUAUCUAUAUGAAUGAAAGGAAGAAAUGGAAGAGGUUUGUUGUUCUUUCCGUUUACCCACCUGUAGAUACCGACAGGGUCAUGGAAAUGUUUGACUUUGUAGACUUAGGAAAACGCUUCUGUUCUCAUUGAAUGUCCUGUCUUGUAAGAUUGUAAUUUCUAUUUUUUUAAAGAAAAGAAAAUAACUAAAGCGUCCUCUUCCGGGCCGGCCAGCGCGGGAGGAGGCGGGGGGAACCUUUAUUUAAGGACAAAAGCUUUGUCUGAAUUUUUCAUGACAUUAAAUAAAAAGUAAUAUAAUGUAUGGACAAAAA